Asterias rubens (European starfish) is the source of this 6179-nucleotide messenger RNA. RefSeq lists its product as uncharacterized. Gene Ontology annotation, molecular function: protein binding. The record is from RefSeq and is a predicted model, not a curated record. Gene Ontology annotation, biological process: signal transduction. The transcript is spliced from 10 exons. The coding region runs from base 660 to 6179 and encodes 1839 amino acids. Lineage: Eukaryota; Metazoa; Echinodermata; Asteroidea; Forcipulatida; Asteriidae.
AUAAGACAGUUUAUUCAUUCCUAUUGGUCGAGAGCAACGGCUGAAACAGUUGUGCAACAUGCUUUUUAGGGACAUUCCCUUUGCGAUUGUGCAAUGCCCAAAGUGACGUAUAAGGUUCACGGACAACAAGCCUUUGUAAUGUAACAGCACACCCGUUCAGACUAGAGGACAAUAACACAAUCAUUUAUUCAUAACAACCUAUUAACGUUGCACGCAUGCGCAAGUCCUGGGGGUAUGUUCAUAAACGGCAUACAGAUCGAGUGGAGGGCUGGUACAGAACGACAAGAAGACUACACAAACCCCGAUGGAAGCUUACCAGUAUGUUACCAUUUUUAUAAACCUUUAAACCAGACUAUUUCCCCCAAAAGGACCCAGUAACGCAGAAGGGCAUUGGAUGAUAUUCAAUGAGUUUGCUACCUGUUUGCUUUAAACGGUUUUAUGAAUAUCACAGGAGAUGCCAUGAUUGUCACUGACUCGCCGAUGCAGCGUUCUGGAAUGUGCAAACGGGUAGAUUCAUGGGAGAAGAACAAGUCAAUGAGUUUCUCAGAACCAUGCAUUUGCUGUAUGACUGAUUCCAGUCAAUUUCAACGGCAGUUUUGACUCCUUCAGAAUAUUGAGCAUUGAUCUUUCUUCACUGAACGUCCCAAAGCACCACCAACAUGUAUCAGCCAUCUCUGAAACAGUGGUAUGAAGACCGGAAGAGGUUAAGGGUCGUCUUUGAUCAUUCCAGGGCAAAACCAGUAGAGAGGAAAAACAAAAUCAAGAAGAGUAGACAGGCGGCUUUCAAGUCUGCAUUAGCAGAGAGGACAAAGCCCUUGGGACAGCAUCAAGACACCAAGACGAACACGUCAGAUUCAUCAUUGGGCAAAGAACAAUGCGGAGCACAAGCAAAACGAGACGAACCUGUAUCCAAUAAAUUCAAGGAAACUCAUCACAUGAUACAGAUCUUUAUCAAGACGCCCAUCAACCCCAAAACCCUCUGUCUACGACUCGAUCAUAAAACAACCGUCUCCGACCUGAAAGACAUAAUUCACAGGAAGUUGGGCAUUCGUCCUGCAUUGCAAAAUCUGUACACGAACAACAAAAGGUUCAAGUUGUGUGACGCUUUGACUCUUCUUGAUCUUGGCAUUAAACCGGAGACAAACAUUGAUUUAACACUAGCAGAAGGAUUGCUUGGUGGCGCCCCAACACUAGACGAGACAUUCCUACAGACUUUAGCGGUAAACCUCUGCAAGGACUGGCAGCAACUCGCAGUCAAGCUUAAGUUCAGACCAGCAGAGAUUGGCAAGUUUGAACGUCUCGCUGAGAGCAGCCCAGAAGAACAGGCUCAUCAGAUGUUAGUUUCUUGGUUGAGUGAGCAGCAAGCUGAUGACAGAGAAGCAGGGGAAUGGUUGAGAAGUGCAUUGGUUCAAAUAGAUCGUCGGGAUUUAGCUGCAAGGAUCCCAGGUUAUGCACCCACAUCCCCAAGAGCAGGUACCAAGAGGCAGUCACCGGAACAUCAGUCGGAUGCUUCAGGUAUUGAUGGGAACAAGUUACGUGUCCCCGAGGCAGACAAGACUGAUUUGAAACAAACCUCAGGUUAUGUACCCACAUCCCCAAUAGCAGGUAGCAAGAGGCAGUCACCGGAGCAUCAGUCAACAUCUAAUGCAUCAGGCAUUAAUGAGAUGUUUGGAGUCGUAGCUGAGAAUAUUGGCAAAAAUUGGAAGCAACUCGGCAAUUCUUUAGGCAUUAAAGCUGCAAAGAUUGACACAUAUCCAAUUGACCAUCCAAAUGACGUCAGAGAACAGGUGUAUCAAAUGCUACUUGAUUGGGUCAGGACACAAACAAGCCAAAAGGAGGCUGAAGACGGGCUGAUCGAGACGCUCGUCAAACUCGGUCGUGCUGACAUUGUCCGAAAAUUACCAGGUUAUGCACGUACAUCCCAAGGAGCAAGUAAGAUAGACGGAGUUCACAGCAGGCAGCUUAAGGAGCAUCAGACUAUAACUGAUGUACCAGAUAUCGAUGAGAAGAAGUUAGGAGACAUAGCUAAGCAUAUUGGAAAAGAUUGGAAGAAACUUGCCAAUUCUUUAGGUGUUAAAGCUGCACAGAUUGACACAUAUCAAAGCGACUACCCAAAUGACCUCAAUGAACAAGUCUUCCGGAUGCUACUGGACUGGUGUAGACAUGACCAAGAGGCGGCUGAAGACGGGUUGAAGGAGGCGCUUACAGUAAUCGACCGUGCUGACAUUGUCAACAAAAUAUCAGGUUUGAUGGGGCUACCAUUCAACAAUGAGUCAUGCAGUCGGACUUUGGUGAGUCAUUACAAGGAGACGCUGAAAGUGAACACACACCCCACACGUAAGGAUCUGGCUGUUGAUAUGGAUCAACUUUAUGUUUCUUUAGAACUUCUGCAAGAAACAAACCAACCUGAUCAGCCCCUCACAUUGCAGUCCGGUUCAAUUAAAGGACAACAUAAAACAGACCACACAAGGCACCCUGAUACCGAAGGCGCACGCGAGAUCGAUCAAACCCAAACAGAGUAUAAGAAAAUUCCCCUUAAGUCACACGGAGACAUGUUAAGCUUUGACAAGAACAGAAUCUUAAUCACUGGUGAAAGUGGGUAUGGUAAAUCAACGCUUCUAAAGAAGAUAGCUUAUGACUGGGCUGUUUUACAGAGUAAUACUGAUCAAUCGACUCUCCAAAAACAAGAAUCGCCCCUGUCAAAGUAUAAGCUCGUCUUUUUGUUGGAAAUAAACAAAAUGGAGGUCAAUUUCAACGUUAUGGAUGAGAUAUUUCAUCAAAUAUUGCCUCCAAACGAAUUUGGGAAAACGACUCUCAAAAGUUAUAUGACGAAACACCCAGAGAAAGUUCUCAUCCUUCUUGAUGGAGCGGACGAAAUCUCCUUUCAGACACUACAAAAUGCAAACGAAGAAUUCAGUGUUAACAAUGUCCUUUCAUUCAAGUCGCUAAAACGCUGUAAGGUAAUUGUAACAAGCCGACAGUCAACGGCACUAAAGUUACUGACUUGCAAUUCCAAUUUCACAAGAGUGGACGUAGUUGGGUUCGAUGACAAUAAAAAGCAAGAUUAUAUCAGUAAAUACUUCAGCAAUUACAGCUCCCAACACCAUGCUCAUGUUCUUGCUGAAAUAAAUAAGUCUGAAACACUCAGCAGUUUAGGGGAGAUUCCUCUGUUUCUUUGGUUGAUGUGUUCAUCAUUAACAAAGGCUGGAAGUCGACUACCUGGCAGGAUUACAGAACUGCUUCAUCUCGCAAUCGGGGUAUUCUAUGACCAAAAGAUUGGCAAAGAUUGCACAUCCAACCCCUCCGAGAAAAUAACCAAAAAGGGUUUUAAUGAGCUGAUGGCCAAACUUGGGAAGGUUGCUCUUGAACGUUCGACGUUACAAGGGCACGGAAAAAAUGCCUUCGCAGUUUCAGAGUUUGAUUCAGAGGACCUUGUAAAUUUGGGAUGUGAAGUCGGCUUGCUGACCCGAUGGCAAUUCAUACACGGUUUAGACAAGGUUCAUCAAGUCCGGUUCCACCACAUAAUAUUAAUGGAGUUUUGUUGUUCCGUUUACCUGUCUGAUAUGACAGAGUCCAAUCCUAACAAAUUUAAAGAGUACAUGUCAAAAUUGUUAGACGGAGACGUGAAAAGAAAUGAAUACUUAAUCCGUUUCUGCAGCGGGGGAAACAAAAAAGCUGCAGAAUUCGCUAUAGAGCUGACCGAAAAACACCUUUCAGUUUACAAUAAAAACACCCCCGUUGAAUGCGAAAGGUAUGUCUGUUUACAUAGGAUAAUGAUGCUGGCUUUGUUUGAAUCCAAGCUUGGUGCGACUGUGAAAAACCUCGCGCUAGAUGAGUGGGUUAGAUUCCCAUAUAAGCUUAAAGGAGAAGACCUCUUGGCUGCACAUUAUUUCAUUCGAAACCUACCACAACGAUCCAGUCUUCAUCAUGUUUCUGAUAUAACGAUAUCAUGUCAAGGAACAACCGAUUUAGAUCUCCUAGAACAAACAAUGGCCAGAACAAGGUGUGAUCUAUCAUUAGAAGUAGUUGGUGUCAAUAUGAACGACAAAAUUUACCAACUGAAAAACAUUUCUGAAAGAUUAACUUCGCUUACUUUAAGAGAUUGUCAGUUAAGCUGUUUCUCUGUUCCUCAACUUUUCAGGUUAUUUCAAUCAGCUUCGAAGUUGAAGAAAGUGUUUUUGGUGGGAAACAACUUGCACGGUUUGAAAUCAGACCAGUUACCUUGUAUUCAUUCCUUGGAGGUCUUGACACUAGACGGAUGUAAGCUGACGAAGGAUGACAUUUGGUCAGUUUUCGCCGUCGUGGCUGCUGCAGGUAGUGUAACGACACUUGUUCUAAAGGAUAACGAUCUCCGUGGUAUUAAGGGGGACCAGAUAACUCCUGUUUCUUCCUUGAAGAUAUUGCAUCUAUACGCAUGUGGCAUACAGAGUGAUGAUAUUGGUUCAGUUUUCUCCGUCGUGGCUGCUUUAGGUAAUGUAGCGACACUAGCUCUAUACAGAAACGAUCUCCAUGGUAUUAAGGGGGAACAGAUAAAUGCUGUUUCUUCCUUGAAGGAAUUACAUCUGAACGCAUGUGGCAUACAGAGUGAUGAUAUUGGGCCAGUUUUCUCCGUCGUGGCUGCUGCAGGUAGUGUAACGACACUUGUUCUCAAAGAAAACGAUCUCCAUGGUAUUAAGGGGGACCAGAUAACUCCUGUUUCUUCCUUGAAGGCAUUGCAUCUAUACACAUGUAGUUUACAGAGUGAUGAUAUUGGUUCAAUUUUCUCCAUCGUGGCUGCUGCAGGGAGUGUAACGAGACUUGGUCUACAUGAUAAUGAUCUUCAUUGUAUUAAGGGGGAACAGAUAACUCCUGUUUCUUCCUUGAAGGAAUUGCAUCUCUACGCAUGUGGUAUACAGAGUGAUGACAUUGGGUCAGUUUUCUCCGUCGUGGCUGCAGCAGGGAGUGUAGAGAAACUUGUUCUUAAUGAUAACUAUCUCCAUGGUAUAAUGGGGGACCAGAUAACUCCUGUUUCGUCCUUAAAGGAAGUGUGUCUCUGCGCAUGUGGCAUACAAAGUGAUGAUAUUGGGCAAGUUUUCUCUAUCGUGGCUGCUGCAGGUAGUGUAACGUGUCUUGUUCUAAAGGAUAACGAUCUCCGUGGUAUUAAGGGGGACCAGAUAACUCCUGUUUUUUCCUUGAAGGAACUGUAUAUACACUCCUGUGGCAUACAGAGUGAUGAUAUUGGUUCAGUUUUCUCCGUCGUAGCUGCUGCCGGCAGUGUAACGACACUUUUUCUAAAGGAUAACAAUUUCCAUGGUAUUACAGGGGAACAGAUAACUCCUGUUUCUUCAUUGAAGGAAUUGCAUCUCGACUCGUGUGGUCUACAGAUUGAAGAUAUUGGGUCAGUUUUCUCAGUCGUGGCUGCUUUGGGUAAUGUAACGAUAUUAGCUCUACACAGAAACGAUCUCCAUGGUAUUAAGGAGGACCAGAUAAAUGUUGUUUCUUCCUUGAAUAAAUUGCAUCUAAACGCAUGUGGUAUACAGAGUGAUGAUAUUGGGUCAGUUUUCUCCGUCGUGGCUGCAGCAGGGAGUGUAACGUCUCUCGUUCUACAGGACAACGAUCUCCAUGGUAUAAAAGUGGACAAGAUAACUCCUGUUUCUUCCUUGAAGUUUUUGCAUCUGUACGCGUGUGGUUUACAGAGUGAUGAUAUUAGUUCAGUUUUCUCCGUCGUGUCUUCAGCAGGUAAUGUAACGACACUUGUUCUGGACGAAAACAAUCUCCAUGGUAUUAAGGGAGACCAGAUAACUCCUGUUUCUUCCUUGAAUGAAUUGCAUCUCUACGCUUGUGGUUUACAGAGUGAUGAUAUUAGUUCAGUUUUCUCCAUCGUGGCUGCCGCAGAAAGUAUAACGAAACUUGUUCUAGCAAAAAACAAUCUACAUGGAAUUAAGGGGGACCAGAUUACUCCUCUUUCUUCCCUGAAAGAAUUGCAUCUCUACGCAUGUGGUUUACAGAGUGAUGAUAUUGGGCCAAUUUUCUCCAUCGUGGCUGCUGCAGGUAGUGUAACGGCACUUGUUCUCAAAGAAAACGAUCUCCAUGGUAUUAAGGGGGACCAGAUAACUCCUGUUUCUUCCUUGAAGGGAACAGAUAACUCCUGUUUCUUCAUUGAAGGAAUUGCAUCUCGACUCGUGUGGUCUACAGAUUGA